AGGGCGGUUGGUCAUUCUAUCGAUGUCAUUAUUCUGGUGAGCAAGGGUUUAUGUAGUAUUCUAGGGCAAUAUAUAAUGACAGAAGAUACGCUGCAUGUAACUAGGAUAUAGACAAAUUUACUAACAAAUAGGGUACAAAAAUGUCGGAAAUUAUAUGCGUAAACAUAUCUACAGUAAAUCAGGCAACAAAAUAAAAACGCACCACUGUCAAAAAAUGGUUCUCUGACUGUAGCCUACAGAGCAUUUAAUAAAUUAGAGGGUUAGGGUCGGGUGCAGGCCUCAGAUUUUCACUUCAUCACAUAGUCAGGCGGUUGCGGAUUGGUUAGCAAUUGUGGGUGAACAAACAGCUGACCCGCGCACCACUAGUAACGUUAGCCUACAUAUAUACAUUAAUAGCCACCAGGGGCCAAACAUUUUCCUGGAAAGAGAACCUUAAACGUCCCCAUGCCCAGUGCACGCAGUACCUCCUCCCCUCAGAGCAACGUGACAGGAAUCAGGACACCGGAUGAUAAACAAUAUGUGCUGCUGGUCCUACAUACAAUAUAGACCUACCGAUGAGGUAGCAGCAUCGGCUGAGGAAAAUUGGUUACAUAAAUUAUAUAUUCAGAGUAAUAAUGGCAACAGUUAAACCAGAUGACAGACUGACAAGUUCUCAGGGCUUCAUGUGCGUUGGUUUUGCGGGAGUUUUCAGUAAAACUGUCACGUCGCCCCUGGAGGUGGUGAAAAUCAAGAGUCAAGUGGGCACAUUUCACUGUAAAAAAGGCUUUCUCCACAGCUUUCUUGUAGUCUACCAGAAAGAAGGCAUACGAGGAUUUUGGAAGGGGAACCUCGUCUCCUGUCUCCGCCUGUUUCCUUACAGCGCCGUCCAUUUGUCAACAUACAAACAGAUCGUCCACCUCCAUAUGGAUGAAUUGGGCUACGUCUCUCAGUGGAGGGCCAUUUUUGCUGGUGGGCUAGCUGGUAUAAGUGCAGCGCUGGCCACGUACCCUCUGGAGGUGGCAGAGACUCGCCUCAUAGCUCAGAACUGCAGAGAGCCUACCUACAUGGGGGUGGUCCACACGCUUUCCAAGAUAUACCAGACCGAAGGCCUUCGAGCACUCUACAGGGGCUUCUCUCUCACAAUCCUCGGUGCAUUUCCCUUCUCUAUUGGUUGCUAUGCAGUCUACAUCAACUUGGACAAGCUGUGGCGGAAGCCCCAAUUCCGGUUCACUGCCCUACAGAACUUCAUCAAUGGCUGCAUAGCCGCAGGAGUGGCCCAAACCCUCUCCUACCCCUUUGAAACUGUGAAAAGGAAAAUGCAGGCCCAGAACCCUCGGCUCCCCCAUUAUGGCGGCGCUGAUAUCCACUUCACUGGAAUGUUGGACUGCUUCAGGCAGGUGAUCAGAAACAAGGGCAUCCUGACACUGUGGAGUGGCAUCACAGCCAACAUGGUCAAGAUUGUUCCAUACUUUGGCCUUCUCUUCAGCUGCUUUGAGAUGUGCAAGCAGGUCUGUCUGUACCGCAACGGGUACAUUGUGUCUCCGUUGAGCUAUAAGUUGGCACCAGGCGUGGACCAGAGCAUGGGCCCUACUGAGGUGGAAGAGGUGAAACAGUACCUGAAGAAUAGGAAGUUUCAGUCACAGCAAGGAAGUCGCUGGUGAAACUGGUGUAACAAAACCUGCAGAAGGGGAUGAUGACCAUUGGUAUAGGAAAGUGUCUGAACUAUCAAAAAGAGUCAGGAGUAUUUGUUGGAAUGCAAUACUUUGAAGAUGACAAUUUGGUUGAUGCCAGGUCUUUUACAGCUUUUUGUUUGUGAAUUAGUAACCAUUUCAGAAUCUGAGGUAGAUCCAUUGAUAGACAAUCAUGCUGUAUUGUUUUUUAAAGUUGCAAUGCAAUCAUAGGAAUUGUACUUUUAUACUUAAACACAUGGAUUUUUUUUUACUGUUUUGUUCAGAGCAAGGUUAUGGUAUUUUCUAACGUUGUUAUACAGUUUGACAGUAUUUGAUACUAUUGCACUCAUUCCGCUCCAGCCAUUACCAGGAGCCCCUCUUCCCCAAUUCAGGUGCCACCAACCUCCUGUGUAAUAUGGUCGGCCUUACGUAAAGGUCAUGAAGAGGAACACAAAGCACAAACCUGUUAUAAGAUGGAAUUAGCUUACUAAUGCCAAUUAAUGUUUUUCAUUAUGUACAUUAGGUUGUAAUGACUAUUUUAACAGACUUGGGUAUAUCAUAUUUAUAUGCCUUAAAGUUUCCAUAUUUAUUAUAAGUCUUAUUUCACUGACUGUUUUAAUUAUGCGUGGAAAUUGUUCACCCAAAGGAUCUGAUUGUGUCCUAGCCACUAAUCAGUCACUAACUUUCAUAGCACAUACUGUAUGUAUCAUUGUGUUGUGAAUCUAGCAAUAAGAUUGUAACUGAAGCACACCAAUGUCAAGUUUACGUGUACUGUAUACGGUAUGUAAUACAUUGGAUUGAUGAAACAA
Oncorhynchus mykiss (rainbow trout) is the source of this 2458-nucleotide messenger RNA. It is a transcript of the gene slc25a43, whose product is annotated as solute carrier family 25 member 43. Gene Ontology annotation, biological process: transmembrane transport. The record is from RefSeq and is a predicted model, not a curated record. NCBI's taxonomy places the organism in Eukaryota, Metazoa, Chordata, Actinopteri, Salmoniformes, Salmonidae.